Closterium sp. NIES-65 is the source of this 10188-nucleotide messenger RNA. The record is from the annotation of a GenBank genome assembly. Lineage: Eukaryota; Viridiplantae; Streptophyta; Zygnematophyceae; Desmidiales; Closteriaceae.
AUGCCUCUUUCCAUCACCCCGCCCCAUUCUCCCUAUUUCCAUCACCCCGCCUCAUUCUCCCGCUUUCCAUCACCCCGCCCCAUUCGCCCGCUUUCCAUCACCCUGCCCCAUUUUCCCGCUUUCCAUCACCCAGCCCCCCUCUCCCGCUUUCCAUCACCCCUCCCAAUUCUCCUGCUUUCCAUCACCUCGCCCCAUUCUCCCGCUUUCCAUCACCCCGCCCCAUUCUCCCUCUUUCCUUCACCCCACCACAUUCUCCCUCCUUCCAUCACCCCGCCCCAUUGUCCCUCUUUCCAUCACCUCGCCCCAUUCUCCCUUUUUCCAUCACCCCGCCCCAUUCACCCCCUUUCCAUCACCCCGCCCCAUCCUCCCUUUUUCCAUCACCCCGCCCUAUUCUCCCUCUUUUUAUCACCCCGCCCCAUUCUCCUGCUUUCCAUCACAUCGCCCCAUUCUCCCUCUUUCCAUCACCCCACCCCAUUCUCCCUAUUUCCAUCACCCCGCCCCAUACUCCCGCUUUCCAUCACCCCGCCCCAUUCUCCCGCUUUCCAUCACCCCGCCCCAUUCUCCCGCUUUCCAUCAUCCCGCCCCAUUCUCCCUCUUUCCAUCACCCCGCCCCAUUCGCCCUCUUUCCAUCACCCCGCCCCAUUCUCCUGCUUUCCAUCACCCCGCCCCAUUCUCCCGCAUUCCAUCACCCCGGCCCAUUCUCCCUCUUUCCAUCACCCCGCCCCAUUCUCCCUCUUUCCAUCACCCUGCCCCAUUCGCCCUCUUUCCAUCACCCCGCCCCAUUCUCCCUCUUUCCAUCACCCUGCCCCAUUCUCCCUCCUUUCAUCACCCCGCCCCAUUCUCCUGCUUUCCAUCACCCAGCCCCAUUCUCCCGCUUUCCAUCACCCCGCCCCGUUCUCCCGCUUUCCUUCACCCUACUUCAUUCUCCAGCUUUCCAUCAUCCCGCCCCAUUCUCCCUCCUUCCAUCACCCAGCCCCAUUCUCCCUCUUUACAUCACCCCGCCCCAUUCUCCCUCAUUCUAUCACCCCGCCCCAUUCUCCCUCUUUCCAUCACCCAGCCCCAUUCUCCCUCUUUACAUCACCCCGCCCCAUUCUCCCUCAUUCCAUCUCCUCGCCCCAUUCUCCCUCUUUCCAUCACCCAGCCCCAUUCGCCCCCUUUCCAUCACCCUACCCCAUUCUCCCUCUUUCCAACACCCCGCCCCAUUCUCCCUCUUUCUAUCACCCCGCCCUGUUCUCCCUCUUUUCAUCACCCCGCCCCAAUCUCCCGCUUUCCAUCACCCCACCCCAAUCUCCCACUUUACAUCACCCCGCCCCGUUCUCCCGCUGCCAUCACCCCGCCCUUUUCUCACGCAUUCCAUCACCCCGCCCCAUUCUCCUGCUUUCCAUCACCCCGGCCCAUUCUCCCGCUUUCCAUCACCCCGCCCUUUCUUCCUGCUUUCCAUCACCCCGCCCCAUCUUCCCGCUUUCCAACACCCCGCCCCAUCCUCCUGCUUUCCAUCACCCCGCCCCAUUCUCCCGCUUUCAAUCACCUCGCCCCAUUUUCUGCUUUCCAUCACCUCGCCCCAUUCUCCCGCUUUCCAUCACCCCGCCCCAUUCUCCCGCUUUCCAUCAACCCGCCCCAUUCUCCCUCUUUCCUUCACCCCGCCCCAUUCUCCCUCCUUCCAUCACCCCGCCCCAUUCUCCCUCUUUCCAUCACCCUGCCCCGUUCUCCCUCCUUCCAUCACCCCGCCCCAUUCUCCCUCUUUCCAUCACCCCGCCCCAUUCGCCCCCUUUCCAUCACCCCGCCCUUUUCUCCCUCUUUUUAUCACCCCGCCCCAUUCUCCUGCUUUCCAUCACAUCACCCCUUUCUCCCUCUUUCCAUCACCCCUCCCGAUUCUCCCUAUUUCCAUCAACCCGCCCCAUUCUCCCGCUUUCCAUCACCCCGCCUCAUUCUCCCGCUUUCCAUCACCCCGCCCCAUUCUCCCGCUUUCGAUCACCCCGCCCCAUUUCCCGCUUUCCAUCACCCCGCCCCAUUCUCCCGCUUUCCAUCACCCCGCCCCACUCUCCCGCUUUCCAUCACCCCGCCCCAUCUUCCCGCUUUCCAUCACCCCGCCCCAUCUUCCCGCUUUCCAUCACCCCGCCCCAUCCUCCUGCUUUCCAUCACCCCGCCCCAUUCUCCCGCUUUCCAUCACCCCGCCCCACUCUCCCGCUUUCCAUCACCCCGCCCCAUCUUCUCGCUUUCCAUCACCCCGCCCCAUCUUCCCGCUUUCCAUCACCCCGCCCCAUCCUCCUGCUUUCCAUCACCCCGCCCCAUUCUCUGCUUUCCAUCACCUCGCCCCAUUCUCCCGCUUUCCAUCACCCCGCCCCAUUCUCCCGCUUUCCAUCACCCCGCCCCAUUCUCCCUCUUUCCUUCACCCUGCCCCAUUCUCCCUCCUUCCAUCACCCUGCCCCAUUCUCCCUCAUUCCAUCACCCUGCCCCGUUCUCCCUCCUUCCAUCACCCCGCCCCAUUCUCCCUCUUUCCAUCACCCCACCCCAUUCGCCCUCUUUCCAUCACCUCGCCCCAUUCUCCCUCUUUCCAUCACCCUGCCCCAUUCGCCCUCUUUCCAUCACCCCGCCCCAUUCUCCCUCUUUCCAUCACCUUGCCCCAUUCUCCCUCCUUUCAUCACCCCGCCCCAUUCUCCUGCUUUCCAUCACCCCGCCCCGUUCUCCCGCUUUCCAUCACCCUACUUCAUUCUCCCGCUUUCCAUCACCCCGCCCCAUUCUCCCUCUUUCCAUCACCCCACCCCAUUCUCCCUCUCUUUUCAUCACCCCGCCACAUUCUCCCUCUUUCCAUCACCUCGCCCCAUUCGCCCCCUUUCCAUCACCCCACCCCAUUCUCCCUCUUUCCAACAUCCCGCCCCAUUCUCCCUCUUUCCAUCACCCCGCCCUGUUCACCCUCUUUUCAUCAUCCCGCCCCAAUAUCCCACUUUCCAUCACCCCGCCUUGUUCUCCCGCUUUCCAUCAACCCGCCCCAUUCUCCCGCUUUCCAUCACCCCGCCCCACUCUCCCGCUUUCCAUCAACCCGUCCCAUUCUCCCGCUUUCCAUCACCCCGCCCCAUUCUCCCGCUUUCCAUCACCCCGCCCCGUUCUCCCGCUUUCCAUCACCCCGCCACAUUCUCCCCCUUUCCAUCACCCCGCCCCAUUCUCUUGCUUUCCAUCACCCCGCCCCAUUCUCCGCUUUCCAUCACCUCGCCCCAUUCUCCCGCUUUCCAUCACCCCGCCCCAUUCUCCCUCUUUCCAUCACCUGGCCCCGUUCUCCCUCCUUCCAUCACCCCGCUCCAUUCUCCCUCUUUCCAUCACCCCGCCCCAUUCGUCCCCUUUCCAUCACCCCGCCCUAUUCUCCCUCUUUUUAUCACCCCGCCCCAUUCUCCUGCUUUCCAUCUCUCACCCCAUUCUCCCUCUUUCCAUUACCCUGCCCCAUUCUCCCUAUUUCCAUCAUCCCGCCCCAUUCUCCCGCUUUCCAUCACCCCGCCUCAUUCUCCCGCUUUCCAUCACCCCGCCCCAUUCUCCCGCUUUCCAUCACCCCGCCCCAUUUUCCCGCUUUCCAUCACCCAGCCCCCCUCUCCCACUUUCCAUCACCCUGCCCUAUUCUCCCGCUUUCCAUCACCCCGCCCCAUUCUCCCGCUUUCCAUCACCCCGCCCCAUUCUCCCUCUUUCCUUCACCCCGCCACAUUCUCCCUCCUUCCAUCACCCCGCCCCAUUCUCCCUCUUUCCAUCACCCCGCCCCAUUCGCCCCCUUUCCAUCACCCAGCCCCAUUCUCCUUAUUUCAAUCACCCCACCCUAUUCUCCCUCUUUUUAUCACCCCGCCCCAUUCUCCUGCUUUCCAUCACAUCGCCCCAUUCUCCCUCUUUCCAUCACCCCGCCCCAUUCUCCCUAUUUCCAUCACCCCGCCCCAUUCUCCCACUUUCCAUCACCCCGCCUCAUUCUCCCGCUUUCCAUCACCCCGCCCUUUUAUCCCGCUUUCCAGCGCCCCGCCCCAUUUUCCGGCUUUCCAUCACCCCGCCCCAUUCUCCCGUUUUCCUUCACCCCGCCUCAUUCUUCCUUCUUCCAUCACCCCGCCCCAUUCUCCCUCUUUCCAUCACCCCGCCCCGUUCUCCCUCCUUCCAUCAUCCCGCCCCAUCCUCCCUCUUUCCAUCACCCCGCCAUAUUCGCCCUCUUUCCAUCACCCCGCCCCAUUCUCCCUCUUUCCAUCACCCCGCCCUAUUCUCCCUCUUUUCAUCACCCCGCCCCAUUCUCUUGCUUUCCAUCACCCCGCCCCAUUCUCCUGCUUUCCAUCACCCCGCCCCAUUCUCCCGCUUUCCAUCACCCCACUUCAUUCUCCCGCUUUCCAUCACCCCGCCCCAUUCUCCCUCCUUCCAUCACCCCGCCCCAUUCUCCCUCUUUCCAUCACCCCGGCCCAUUCACCCUCAUUCCAUCACCCCACCCCAUUCUCCCUCUUUCCAUCACCUCGCCCCAUUCUCCCUUUCUUUCCAUCACCCCGCCCCAUUCUCCCUCUUUCCAUCACCCCGCCCCAUUCCCCCCCUUUCCAUCACCCCGCCCCAUUCUCCCUAUUUCCAUCACCCCGCCCUAUUCUCCCUCUUUCCAUCACCCCGCCCUGUUCUCCCUCUUUUCAUCACCCCGCCCCAAUCUCCCGCUUUCCAUCAGCCCGCCCCAAUCUCCCACUUUCCAUCACCCCGCCCUAUUCUCCCUCUUUUUAUCACCCCGCCCCAUUCUCCUGCUUUCCAUCUCUCACCCCAUUCUCCCUCUUUCCAUUACCCUGCCCCAUUCUCCCUAUUUCCAUCAUCCCGCCCCAUUCUCCCGCUUUCCAUCACCCCGCCUCAUUCUCCCGCUUUCCAUCACCCCGCCCCAUUCUCCCGCUUUCCAUCACCCCGCCCCAUUUUCCCGCUUUCCAUCACCCAGCCCCCCUCUCCCACUUUCCAUCACCCUGCCCUAUUCUCCCGCUUUCCAUCACCCCGCCCCAUUCUCCCGCUUUCCAUCACCCCGCCCCAUUCUCCCUCUUUCCUUCACCCCGCCACAUUCUCCCUCCUUCCAUCACCCCGCCCCAUUCUCCCUCUUUCCAUCACCCCGCCCCAUUCGCCCCCUUUCCAUCACCCAGCCCCAUUCUCCUUAUUUCAAUCACCCCACCCUAUUCUCCCUCUUUUUAUCACCCCGCCCCAUUCUCCUGCUUUCCAUCACAUCGCCCCAUUCUCCCUCUUUCCAUCACCCCGCCCCAUUCUCCCUAUUUCCAUCACCCCGCCCCAUUCUCCCACUUUCCAUCACCCCGCCUCAUUCUCCCGCUUUCCAUCACCCCGCCCUUUUAUCCCGCUUUCCAGCGCCCCGCCCCAUUUUCCGGCUUUCCAUCACCCCGCCCCAUUCUCCCGUUUUCCUUCACCCCGCCUCAUUCUUCCUUCUUCCAUCACCCCGCCCCAUUCUCCCUCUUUCCAUCACCCCGCCCCGUUCUCCCUCCUUCCAUCAUCCCGCCCCAUCCUCCCUCUUUCCAUCACCCCGCCAUAUUCGCCCUCUUUCCAUCACCCCGCCCCAUUCUCCCUCUUUCCAUCACCCCGCCCUAUUCUCCCUCUUUUCAUCACCCCGCCCCAUUCUCUUGCUUUCCAUCACCCCGCCCCAUUCUCCUGCUUUCCAUCACCCCGCCCCAUUCUCCCGCUUUCCAUCACCCCACUUCAUUCUCCCGCUUUCCAUCACCCCGCCCCAUUCUCCCUCCUUCCAUCACCCCGCCCCAUUCUCCCUCUUUCCAUCACCCCGGCCCAUUCACCCUCAUUCCAUCACCCCGCCCCAUUCUCCCUCUUUCCAUCUCCUCGCCCCAUUCUCCCUCUCUUUCCAUCACCCCGCCCCAUUCUCCCUCUUUCCAUCACCCCGCCCCAUUCGCCCCCUUUCCAUCACCCCGCCCCAUUCUCCCUAUUUCCAUCACCCCGCCCUAUUCUCCCUCUUUCCAUCACCCCGCCCUGUUCUCCCUCUUUUCAUCACCCCGCCCCAAUCUCCCGCUUUCCAUCAGCCCGCCCCAAUCUCCCACUUUCCAUCACCCCGCCCCAUUCUCCCUCUUUCCUUCACCCCGCCACAUUCUCCCUCCUUCCAUCACCCCGCCCCAUUCUCCCUCUUUCCAUCACCCCGCCCCAUUCGCCCCCUUUCCAUCACCCAGCCCCAUUCUCCUUAUUUCAAUCACCCCACCCUAUUCUCCCUCUUUUUAUCACCCCGCCCCAUUCUCCUGCUUUCCAUCACAUCGCCCCAUUCUCCCUCUUUCCAUCACCCCGCCCCAUUCUCCCUAUUUCCAUCACCCCGCCCCAUUCUCCCACUUUCCAUCACCCCGCCUCAUUCUCCCGCUUUCCAUCACCCCGCCCUUUUAUCCCGCUUUCCAGCGCCCCGCCCCAUUUUCCGGCUUUCCAUCACCCCGCCCCAUUCUCCCGUUUUCCUUCACCCCGCCUCAUUCUUCCUUCUUCCAUCACCCCGCCCCAUUCUCCCUCUUUCCAUCACCCCGCCCCGUUCUCCAGCCUUCCAUCAUCCCGCCCCAUCCUCCCUCUUUCCAUCACCCCGCCAUAUUCGCCCUCUUUCCAUCACCCCGCCCCAUUCUCCCUCUUUCCAUCACCCCGCCCUAUUCUCCCUCUUUUCAUCACCCCGCCCCAUUCUCUUGCUUUCCAUCACCCCGCCCCAUUCUCCUGCUUUCCAUCACCCCGCCCCAUUCUCCCGCUUUCCAUCACCCCACUUCAUUCUCCCGCUUUCCAUCACCCCGCCCCAUUCUCCCUCCUUCCAUCACCCCGCCCCAUUCUCCCUCUUUCCAUCACCCCGGCCCAUUCACCCUCAUUCCAUCACCCCGCCCCAUUCUCCCUCUUUCCAUCACCUCGCCCCAUUCUCCCUCUCUUUCCAUCACCCCGCCCCAUUCUCCCUCUUUCCAUCACCCCGCCCCAUUCGCCCCCUUUCCAUCACCCCGCCCUGUUCUCCCUCUUUUCAUCACCCCGCCCCAAUCUCCCGCUUUCCAUCAGCCCGCCCCAAUCUCCCACUUUCCAUCACCCCGCCCCGUUCUCCCGCUUUCCAUCACCUCACCCCAUACUCCUGCUUUCCAUCACCUCGGCCCAUUCUCCCGCUUUCCAUCACCCCGCCCCAUUCUCCCGCUUUCCAUCACCCCGCCACCUUCUCCCCCUUUCCAUCACCCCGCCCCAUUCUCCCGCUUUCCAUCACCCCGCCCCAUCUUCCCGCUUUCCAUCACCCCGCCCCAUCUUCCUGCUUUCCAUCACCCCGCCCCAUCCUCCUGCUUUCCAUCACCCCACCCCAUUCUCCCCUUUUCUAUCACCCCGCCCCAUUCUCUGUUUUCCAUCACCUCGCCCCAUUCUCCCGCUUUCCAUCACCCUGCCCCAUUCUCCCGCUUUCCAUCACCCCGCCCCAUUCUCCCUUUUUCCUUCACCCUGCCCCAUUCUCCCUCCUUUCAUCACCCCGCCCCAUUCUCCCUCUUUCCAUCACCCUGCCCCGUUCUCCCUCCUUCCAUCACCCCGCCCCAUUCUCCCUCUUUCCAUCACCCCGCCCCAUUCGCCCCCUUUCCAUCACCCCGCUCUAUUCUCCCUCUUUUUAUCACCCCGCCCCAUUCUCCUGCUUUCCAUCACAUCACCCCAUUCUCCCUCUUUCCAUCACCCCUCCCCAUUCUUCCUAUUUCCAUCACCCCGCCCCAUUCUCCCGCUUUCCAUCACCCCGCCUCAUUCUUCCGCUUUCCAUCACCCCGCCCCAUUCUCCCGCUUUCGAUCACCCCGCCCCAUUUCCCGCUUUCCAUCACCAUGCCCCCCUCUCCCGCUUUCCAUCACCCCGCCCCAUUCUCCCGCUUUCCAUCACCCCGCUCCAUUCUCCUGCUUUCCAUCACCCCACCCCAUUCUCCCUCUUUCCCUCACCCCGCCCCAUUCUCCCUCCUUCCAUCACCCCGCCCCAUUCUCCCUCUUUCCAUCACCCCGCCCCAUUCACCCCCUUUCCAUCACCCCGCCCCAUUCUCCCUCUUUCCAUCACCUUUCCCUAUUCUACCUCUCUUUAACACCCCGCCCCAUCCUCUUGCUUUCCAUCACAUCGCCCCAUUGUUUCUCUUUCCAUCACCCCGCCCCAUUCUCCCUGUUUCCAUCACCCCGCCCCAUCUCCCGCUUUCCAUCACCCCGCCCCGUUCUCCCACUUUCUUUCACCCCGCCCCAUUCUCCCGCUUUCCAUCACCCCGCCCCAUUCUCCCGCUUUCCAUCACCCCGCCCCAUUCUCCCUCUUUCCAUCACCCCGCCCUAUUCUCCCCCUGUCCAUCACCCGGCCUCAUUCUCCCGCUUUCCAUCACCCCGCCCCAUUUUCCCGCUUUCCAUCAACCCGGCCCAUUCUCCCUCUUUCCAUCACCCCUCCCCAUUCGCCCUCUUUCCAUCACCCCACCCCAUUCGCCCUCUUUCCAUCACCCUGCCCCAUUUUCCCUCUUUCCAUCACCUCGCCCCAUUCUCCCUCUUUUCAUCACCCCGCCCCAUUCUCCUGCUUUCCAUCACCCCGCCCCAAUCUCCCGCUUUCCAUCACCCCGUCCCAUUCUCCCGCUUUCCAUCACCCCGCCCCAUUCUCCCGCUUUCCAUCACCCCGCCCCAUUUUCCCGCUUUCCAUCAACCCGGCCCAUUCUCCCUCUUUCCAUCACCCCUCCCCAUUCGCCCUCUUUCCAUCACCCCACCCCAUUCGCCCUCUUUCCAUCACCCUGCCCCAUUUUCCCUCUUUCCAUCACCUCGCCCCAUUCUCCCUCUUUUCAUCACCCCGCCCCAUUCUCCCGCUUUCCAUCACCCCACCCCAUUCUCCCUCUUUCCAUCACCCCGCCCCAUUCUCCCGCUUUCCAUCACCCCGUCCCAUUCUCCCGCUUUCCAUCACCCCGCCCCAUUCUCCUGCUUUCCAUCACCCCGCCCCAUUCUCCCGCUUUCCAUCACCCCGCCCCAUUCUCCCGCUUUCCAUCACCCCACCCCAUUCUCCCUCUUUCCAUCACCCCGCCCCAUUCUCCCGCUUUCCAUCACCCCGCCCCAUUCUCCCUCUUUCCAUCACCCGUCCCCAUUCUCCCUCUUUCCAUCACCCCGCCCCAUUCACCCGCUUUCCAUCACCCAGCCCCAGUCUCCCGCUUUCCAUCAGCCCGCCUCUUUCCCCCUUUUCCAUCACCCCUUCCCAUUCUCCCGCUUUCCAUCACCCCGCCUGCUCGUGUUGGUGCUGUGGUGGCUCGCUGGCUUGUCGCUGCCGCUCCAUAUUGCACCAAGUUUAAGCACGCUUGCACUCAGAUGCUCGUGUGUCAGAUGCUCGUGUGUGGUUGUCUCGUUGUGCGCGCUGCGAGUAAUCGCCCCUCCCCUGUCGUCAUCACCGCACGCCUUUCGUUUCUCCAUGGACGAGAGAAGCAGAUCAUUCACCUUGCCGCAGUUCGCCCCAUUUGCCCUCUCCCCAUCUACCCUUCCCAUCUCCUGUUCCUAUUUCCCCUCCCCAUCUUCCCUCCCCAUCUCCCUCCCUAUCUCUCGCACCCUACUCAGAUCCCGGGGUGGAGCGGCCUCGCCAACGCAUGCGCCACCAUCUUUGGGGACCACUACCCCCUGCCGCCCAGCCAGCAGGCUGGGUACGGCUCUUCCCUCGCGGGGGGUUCUUGUGGGCAGGGAAGAGAGGGAAUAUUAGACCAAAUCACCCCUUCCCCUCCCCCUCCCUUCCCCGUUUUUCCCGCCCAUAUGCCACCAAUCCUCCUCACUCCCACUGCACCACCCUUGCAUGCUCCAUGCAGCUCUUCCCUACCUCCGCGCUCCCACGCUCUCUGUCCCACCUCCAUUGCUCCCACCUCCACCACCCACAUUGACCUAGGUGCUGAUGCCGUAGCUGCUCCACUCGCUCCCCUGACUGCGUUGCUGUCGGCCCAAACCCAUCCGACCCGUUCGUUGCACUGCCUGCUCACCUGCCCCCACCUCCUCUCAUACUCUCUUUGCAAAAACACGGACGAGGCGCGGGCGAGGGACGGACUGACAAGGCACCUCCUUGCUCACCUCCUCCGUGCCGGCGGAGGAGCGCCUGUCUUUGGAGGCGCCUCAAAAGGCGGCGACGGUGCUGGCAUACUCGUGGCACUGCCCUCCUCCGCGUUGGAUGAGGAACGAGCCGCCACCCGUGCUGCCCACCACGUGAGAUGCACGAGGCUGAAGGGCGGAGUGGACAAAAUGGCGGAGUUUGCAGCUUAG